Molecule: messenger RNA, 1479 nt
Organism: Salvia splendens (bonfire salvia)
Lineage: Eukaryota; Viridiplantae; Streptophyta; Magnoliopsida; Lamiales; Lamiaceae
Product: stress regulated protein
Exons: 7
Coding region: 450-1424 (324 amino acids)
Biological process (GO): proteolysis
Molecular function (GO): ATP binding; ATP-dependent peptidase activity; metalloendopeptidase activity
Source: RefSeq, a predicted model, not a curated record
ACUAGAAAAUUUUCAACUUAGGAUCGGGUUGUAAAAAUUGCACACUACUAGAGAGGGUAUUUUAUAUAUUAUACAAACUCUUCAACGUAGCGUAAACAUUUUAAUGUAACAUACACUAUAUUGUUGACGUUUUCUAUAGACGUUAUUUUGUUAUUUAUUGACAUUUUUAACUAUCCAGAUCAUAAUUUAUAGUUUUUAUUAUGUAAGCAUAGAGUUUGCAUUUGAUUAUGACUCAAUCGGAAAUACAACGUCUUUAUUGUAUUUUCGCUUCAAUCCGGUAUGCAUUUACUGAAAACUAGAUAUCGGAGGAAGUUGAGGACAUAAACGACACCGUUGGCGCCAAUUAUCCUCUCUCACAGUGAGUGGUGGGGAAAAAAGAAACUAUUACUACUAUUUCUUCCCAAAAAAAGGAGUAGCUUCAGGUAAUAUGUUGAAUAAUUUGGGGGGAAAUGGGUGGCGGUGUGGUGAUGUUUGGCAGCGGAGGAUUGUACAUUUCACGGCGUUGCUGCAAAAUAGUGAGUGGACUAGAGAGGCGGCAAGUGCUCGAGCAAGUAGACAAGGAAUUGAGCAAAGGCGAUGAGAGGGCUGCUCUCAAUCUCGUCAGGGCCAACCCCGCCGCUCUUCGCUGCUUCGGCGCCGCCCGUCAGAUUCCACAGAGGCUGUAUACCCUAGAUGAGCUGAGAUUGAACGGGAUAGAAACUGCAUCUCUUUUAUCCCCAGUCGACACCACGCUGACCUCAAUUGAGAGGAGCAUUCAAGCUGCUGCCCUUUUGGGGGGAACUGCAGUGUGGAAAUUAUUUGACCUGACCCCUCAACACAUCUUUUUCAUCUCUCUUGGAUUGCUCUUCCUCUGGACUCUGGACGCGGUUUCUUUCAACCGCGGGUUCAGUUUCUUGAUUCUGGAUUCGCUCGGCCAUUCUUUCAGCCAAAAGUAUCAUAAUAGGGUUGUUCAACAUGAGGCGGGCCAUUUCUUGAUUGCGUAUUUGCUUGGGAUCCUGCCAAAGGGCUACACUCUCACCAGCUUGGAAGCUCUCAAGAAGGAAGGAUCCCUUAAUGUUCAAGCAGGCACUGCUUUUGUAGACUUGGAGUUUCUUGAGGAAGUGAACACCGGAAAAGUAUCCGCCAGUACGCUCAACACAUUCUCAUGUAUAGCGCUAGCUGGUGUGGCAACAGAGUAUCUGCAGUUCGGUGCAGCAGAAGGCGGUCUCUCAGAUAUCAAUACGUUGGACAGACUACUUGGGAGCCUCGGAUUCACUCAGAAGAAGGCCGAUGCCCAAGUGAGAUGGGCUGUUCUGAACACUAUCUUGCUUCUCCGUCGCCAUGAAAGAACUCGAGCAGUGCUAGCAGAAGCCAUGGCUGAGGGAAAAUCUGUUGGCUCGUGUGUCGACAUGAUUGAAAAAACCAUAGAUAUUGCAGAGCUCUGACUAUUACUGCUAUUUAUUUGAACAAUAUGACUAAUGCAACAUAUUUGUAGUUUUA